Drosophila persimilis is the source of this 1996-nucleotide messenger RNA. It is a transcript of the gene Snmp1, whose product is annotated as sensory neuron membrane protein 1. Gene Ontology annotation, cellular component: cytoplasm; membrane. Lineage: Eukaryota; Metazoa; Arthropoda; Insecta; Diptera; Drosophilidae. The transcript is spliced from 7 exons. Gene Ontology annotation, molecular function: scavenger receptor activity. The record is from RefSeq and is a predicted model, not a curated record. Bases 140 to 1825 code for a protein of 561 amino acids.
UUUCUGCUGGGAAUAGCCCCGAAAACAGAUUCGAAUAUCGGUUCUAUAUCUGAUACAAGUGCAGAUACUUUUGGAGUGCAGUUGGGAGAUAGAAAAGUAUCUUCAAGCCAGUGUUGAGCAGAAAAGAUACAUUCGAAGAAUGAAACUCGAUCGCAUGAAGCUGCUCUUCGUCUCCGCGGGCACCCUCGUCUUUGCCAUCCUCUUCGGCUGGGUUAUGUUCCCAAAGAUACUUAAAUUUAUGAUCUCCAAGCAAGUAACGCUAAAGCCCGGCACGGAUGUCAGGGAACUCUGGUCGAAUACCCCCUUCCCGCUGCACUUUUAUUUCUACGUUUUCAAUGUCACCAAUCCGGAGGAUGUAUCCCAGGGUGGACGGCCACGGCUCCAGGAAGUGGGUCCCUUUGUGUUCGAUGAAUGGAAGGACAAGAUUGAUUUGGUGGAUGACGUUGUGGAGGAUUCGGUCACCUUUACCAUGAGGAAUACUUUUAUCUUCAAUGCGGAGGCAUCGUAUCCCCUGACGGGAGAGGAAACUAUUACCCUGCCACACCCCAUCAUGCAGCCUGGCGGCAUUACAGUCCAGCGAGAACGUGCGGCCAUGAUGGAGCUGAUAGCCAAGGCCAUGUCUCUGGUGUUUCCCGGGGCCAAGGCCUUCCUCUCCGCCACGUUUAUGGAUCUGUUCUUCCGUGGCAUCGAUGUGGACUGCUCCCCGGAUGACUUUGCGGCCAAGGCCCUUUGCACGGUGUUCUACACGGGCGAAGUGAAGCAAGCGAAGCAGGUCAACCAGACGCACUUCUUGUUCUCAUUCAUGGGGCAGGCCAACCACUCGGAUGCUGGACGCUUUACUGUCUGCCGGGGCGUGAAAAAUAACAAGAAACUGGGAAAAGUCAUACGAUUCGCCGAGGAGACCGAAAUGGAUGUCUGGCCGGGCGACGAGUGCAACCAGUUCGAGGGCACCGACUCCACCGUGUUCCCUCCUGGCCUCAAAAAGGAGGAGGGACUGUGGGCCUUCACCCCCGAUCUGUGCCGCUCUUUGGGGGCCACCUAUGUGAGGAAAUCCUCGUACCAUGGCAUGCCCUCCACUAGAUACACUCUGGACCUGGGGGACAUGCGUUCGGAGGAGAAGCUGCAUUGCUUCUGCGAUGAUCCCGAGGAUCUGGAAACGUGUCCCCCGAGGGGCACCAUGAAUCUGGCACCCUGUGUGGGGGGCCCACUGUUGGCCUCCAUGCCGCACUUUUACAAUGGAGAUCCAAAGCUUGUGGCAGCCGUUGAUGGCCUCCAUCCGAAUGAGAAGGAUCAUGCGGUUUACAUAGACUUUGAGCUGAUGUCUGGCACUCCCUUUCAGGCGGCCAAGCGUCUCCAAUUCAAUCUCGACAUGGAGCCCGUGGAGGGCAUUGAGGCGCUCAAGAAUCUCCCAAAGCUCAUCCUUCCGCUCUUUUGGAUCGAAGAGGGCGUCCACCUGAACAAGACCUACACGAAUAUGGUCAAAUACACGCUAUUCCUUGGCUUAAAAUUCAACUCUGGUCUGCGUUGGACUCUCAUUACUCUCUCCCUGGUGGGUCUCAUGUCGGCUGCUUAUCUUUUCUAUCAGAAUUCCGAUAGCCUGGACAUCACUCUGCCUCCGAAGAUCCUCAAGGAAGUCAACAAAGUGGCCGAUGCGGCCAUGAAUUCGAAGAUGUUCCCUGAGAAAGCUCCCACCACUCCACAGACGACUAUUCCGGGCACCAAUCCUCCCACCAAUCAUGGUGCCCAGCCACCUCCUGCUGUGGCUUCGGUUCCAGGCAUAUCUCCACCGUUAAGUCUCAAAAUGGAGCAAACACAGCGUUAUUAGAGCUUAAGAUAGAACGGGAGAGACAGAGAGAUAGAGAGAGAGAGAAAGAGAGAUCCCUGCGAUCUCUGGGAUCCACUGUACUCUGUACCGAUCCCCACUGUAGUAGUUUCUUAGUAGGGAAGCACCCCUGUAGUAUAUUUAAUUCAAAUGCUAAUAAAAUGCGACAGCAAA